AGUACUUCACUUACCGGUGACUGAAUGCCCAGAAGACAGACUGCCCAUCGGGAAAAUCAACUAUCUAUUAGGGUCCACUGGACACGAAUGAAUGAACCAUGGUAGUGCCACCGCUGCUGAGGGCAGACCGUGCUGCGGUUCCGACCACUAGACAUGAUCACGAAGAACGCGAGAGACACGAUACCUCAGAAGUUUCGACAGUGCACGAAGAUAUCGAUAUCAUUAAGAUGGGACCGAGGAGUAGGUGUAGGAUAUUCUCAGUGCUGUCCGAGGACUGGGUAUUCUCGGUAUUUGAUCAGUGCUGUGACUGUGGGGACGGGGACCGACGACUAAGUGUAGGCAUGUUUCUCGGUACAACUGCCAGUACUGUGAGUUGUGGAGUUUUAAUUUAAAAUCUAAUCUCCAUAGUACAACGACGAGCGAGGAAAGUGAAUUAUCGACACGAGACGAUUGCAAUUCGAGUUGCAUCGAUGUUGCGGCAUCGAGUCAGGAUGAAGGUGGAGUUAUGGCUAGUAAUACAUAGCAUUUUGUUCAUCUUUGUAUUUUGGUACUACGUACAUCAUCCUGUUGUACUUCUAAAGUACAGCACUGAGUGGAGUUAAGGACUUCCACACUGAUUUAUAAGUGCUUACAUCUUGUUGUUCUUGUGAUUGUUUCUCUCUCUCUUCGAUUACAGCGUACGGCGAUGGUUAUUCUAAUGCGCGAGGGCCUUCGAUGGCAACCUCAACAUCUUCCUCUUCGGCGUUGACGCGACGAGGAAGAGGACAGAGUAGUCGGACAAGUAGAGAUCAACAUCAUGUUGAGCCACCAGGAUCGACAUCAUCUACUUCGUCUAGGAACGUCAACAACACGAACCACAAUCAAGGAUUGUUUCGUGGUGGUACACCGCAGAUAGCAGUGGGCAACGAACUGACUGCAUGGCGACGACUGCUUAGCACAUACACUGCAAUAGUUAAGGGUCAUGAUAAUUCAUCUUCACUAGACUUAAACAUUAGACCACAAAGACUAGAGACUACAGAGCUAUUGGAACACUCAUACAGAGGAGCCAGAUCAUCGUCACAUUUCACAGAGUGUCUUUCUUAGUUUAAUUAUUCCUUGUUCUGGUGGGUCCUCGAUAUCAAGAACUUAUACUCUGAAUACAAUGCUGACUGUAAGGAAAGAAGGCCAGUCAAUUAGCGUGGGCUCUUUCAUCUCUGUAAAGCUGACUGUAAGGAAAGAAGACCAGUCAAUUAGUGUGAGCUCUGUAAGGAAAGAUGAAUUUGUGUGAGUUUAGUGUGACCGACCUAUAAAGGAUAUCCCUACGUAGUGAACUCUUCUAAAUGAGAAGGCGCGACAGUAUUAUUCCUGUAUUGGAGCAUUGUUGGAUUUUCGGGUAAUAUUGUUUCUUCCCUUACAUGGAUUCUGGGAGCCCUACUCCUGUUCUGGUGGGGUAUUCGACGAGAAAAGGCUAUUAAGGCUCAGCUUUCAAUGGUCAUUGGGGUUGGUCACUGAGAUCGAAGAAGCGACCCCUUUGGAGAACAGGGGAAAAGGAAGGGAAAGAAGAGAGCUUUGAAGGGGGUCUCUUCCGUUCAGCAUCAGUGACCACUGAAUGCUGAGCUUUAAGGCUAGCAACUGCGAAAAAUCAGACUCACUUCUGACGGCGACUACUUCUUGCUACAACUCCAAGAAUUAAGGCUCCUUCCCAUGAUCCAUCUCCAGAAGCAUCUCGAAGCUGUCCCAUGAUAUGGAGAAGAGAGGCUCGAGAUGAGUCUCAGGAUGGGUUAAUAUGGUGGGCGCUAAUCCAAGAAGAGUAAUUGUGAAAAUGAAGUGCAUCAAGUUGUUCAAAAAGGCACCCGCUCAAGAGCUGCCUCAGAUUUUCUACCCGCUUUUCUUAGAAAACCUGACCAAGAACAGGAAUCGGAAAAGCAGGAAAACUCCAACAAUUAUAGUAGAAGUUCCAUAACGACAACGUCUUCAAGAACAUCUUCUAGUAGGGUAAAAAACAAACAACAACGAGAACGAGGUCGAAGUAGUAACAUAGAAGCGACAUCACACCAGCCAGAUCCACGACAAGGACAUCAGAACGACCCACGCGUAGAAGAUCUUGACCUACAACUUCUAGAGCGGCUACCCCUAUCAAGAUUGUGGAGUUGCUGUAUUUUUGAGACGUUUCGCCGUG
This is a messenger RNA of Amoebophrya sp. A25, 2158 nucleotides long. Lineage: Eukaryota; Dinophyceae; Syndiniales; Amoebophryaceae. The record is from the annotation of a GenBank genome assembly.